AUGUGAUGACUACUGUUCUUUUGUCUUUUCCUUUUUCGUUCCCUUCUCUAUCGCUGGUUCUUAUGCUGAGUCCGUAUAAAUUUAACAAGUGCAAAUUAAAGGCAUCGGCGCUGGAGAAGUAGAGAGGAAGCGGCUAGAGUAACGCAGGUGCAGAUUCAAUUGUACUGAGUCAGUGUAAGUUUUUGAUGAAGGAAGCAGCAGGGAGGAGGCGGCAGAGCGCGGCAGCGUCGCCGUGCGCGGCGUGCAAGCUCCUCCGGCGGCGGUGCGUGCAGGGCUGCGUGUUCGCGCCCCACUUCCCGGCGGAGGAGCCGCGCAAAUUCGCCUGCGUGCACAAGGUGUUCGGCGCCAGCAACGUCAGCAAGCUCUUGCAGGAGAUGGCGGAGCAGCACCGAGGAGACGCCGUGAGGAGCUUGGUGUUCGAGGCGGACGCCCGGGUGCGCGACCCCGUCUACGGCUGCGUCGCACUCAUCUCCUCCCUCCACCGCCAAAUCCAAUCCCUCCAGGCUCAGCUCGCCCUCUCCCAAGCCCACAUCCUACACCUACGCAUGCGUCGCACCGCCGCCGCUCACCUCGCCUCAGGCGACCACAUCACUUCCGCCUCCGCCUCCUCUCUGUCAUUGGAAGUCGAUCAGACGGCUAGAUUUUACUAGCUUCGCUUCUAUAUCAAUUAACAUCUAGCUACUGAACUUCAUGAUGAUCUAUGUAGAUAUGCUUGAACUGGAAUGUAACGCAGAGCAUCAAAAUUUAUGUA
Molecule: messenger RNA, 751 nt
Organism: Zingiber officinale
Lineage: Eukaryota; Viridiplantae; Streptophyta; Magnoliopsida; Zingiberales; Zingiberaceae
Product: LOB domain-containing protein 4-like
Exons: 1
Coding region: 186-650 (154 amino acids)
Source: RefSeq, a predicted model, not a curated record